Molecule: messenger RNA, 2142 nt
Organism: Nycticebus coucang (slow loris)
Lineage: Eukaryota; Metazoa; Chordata; Mammalia; Primates; Lorisidae
Gene: SYPL1
Product: synaptophysin like 1
Exons: 6
Coding region: 158-877 (239 amino acids)
Cellular component (GO): synaptic vesicle membrane; synaptic vesicle
Source: RefSeq, a predicted model, not a curated record
AGGCAUGGAGGAAGCCAGCAAGAUCACUAGCUUGGGGCUCGGAUAACUAGCUGCCUGGAGGACAGCUCACCUAAGUUGUCACCUAAGUCCUGAAGGAGGUGUUAGCCUUCUGAAGAAAGACACCAAAGGUGCGCCAGGCAGAGGAUUUCACAAGAGGAUGUCCGGCUUCCAGAUCAACAUCAACCCGCUCAAGGAGCCGCUUGGCUUCAUCAAGGUCCUCGAGUGGAUUGCUUCCAUCUUUACUUUUGCUACCUGUGGAGGUUUUAAGGGCAAAACAGAAAUUCUAGUGCAUUGUCCUCCUGCAGCUGACAAUAAAACUGUUACAGCUACUUUUGGUUAUCCAUUCAGGUUGAAUCAAGCAUCAUUUGAGACACCUCAACAUGUAAAUGUGUGUAAUGUCGAUUGGAAAAUGAAUUACCUCAUAGGAGAUUACUCCUCUUCUGCACAAUUCUAUGUUACGUUUGCAGUCUUUGUGUUCCUGUACUGUAUUGCAGCCCUUCUGCUUUAUGUUGGUUACACAAACCUAUAUCGGGAGAGUCGUAAACUUCCCAUGAUUGAUUUUGUUGUUACUCUUGUUGUCACAUUUUUGUGGUUGGUGAGCACUUCAGCCUGGGCUAAAGCUCUUACAGAUAUUAAAGUAGCUACUGGUCCCAGUAUUGUUCAGCAACUUGAACCUUGUGAGAAGAAGAUGACUUGUUAUUUUGGUGCUGUGACCAGUAUGGGAUCCCUGAAUGUAUCUGUGAUCUUUGGCUUUGUGAAUAUGAUACUUUGGGGAGGAAAUGCUUGGUUUGUGUACAAGGAGACCAGCUUACACAGUCCAUCAAAUACUUCUGCCCCCCAUAACCAAGGAGGUAUUCCACCUCCUGCUGGAAUGUAAUUACAGGGAAAAAUAACACUGUAUGAAAUAUGUCAAUACUAUGACAUGUUACCAACAUCUUGAGAAGCAUUAUUUGUUUCUAAUAAAAGUAAUGGCUUUUUUAAUAAAUUGGUGGGUUUAAAAUUUUGCUGCUUUUUCACAUAAAGCCUGUGCCUUUCCUAGAAAUUUAAGAUGUAAAUGUAUUCUCACAUGUAAAUUUGAAAGUUCUGGGACCUAUUAUGAGAUGUUAUACAUUUUCAAAUGAACAGUAAUUUUUUUACUAAGCUGUUUGCCUUCCAAAGUGUUUACAUCUUAAACUUUAACGUGUAUCUUCACUCAGAAAACAGUUAUAAUGUCGUAAUAGGAAGAAAAAAAUCUUUAUUUGGAAUAUACACUACUGUAAGUUUGUACACAUCAUUUAUCUAAGACCUGUCUAUGAGAAAGCCUUGAUUACUUAAAUUGUAUUUAGAAAAGACACAUUAAGUUCAAAAUUUAUACCUAAUAUUCACGUUACGAAAAAUUUUUAAUUGCAAAGACUUGGUAUAUGUUUUAUUUGUUUUUCUAAAUGACCUACUGUACUUAAUAGGUGUACUAAAAUUGUGUUGGGAGCAGGGAUUUGGAAAUUAGAUGUGUAGUUAAUUUAGUAAUUUUGUUCUAUUAUGCUGGUAGUUUCAUAGACUUGCUAUAUAAGCAGAAAGAGCAUGGUUCAGCUAGAUAUUUUUAUAUGUAUGGGCAUUACUUUUAGUGAUAUUUGUUGGGUAUCCUUUUUUGCUCAUGUUAUCUAAGCACAGGCUGAGACCUAGUCUUCUUGUGAGUAAAGUAAAAUAAUUCACCUUUUCAUGUAGACCCUAUUCAGUGGGUUAAAAAAUUAAGAUUGCCUUUUACUUUUAAAAACUUACCUGCCUUUUAGAGUCAAUGAAGUUGCUAUUUUGAGUUUACCAUUGUGAAAAUAAAUGCAAUUCGGAUUUCAUGUUUCUUAAUGUUCAUUCUUAUUUCACAAAUGAGUGAUUAAGGAAUUAUGCAUCAUAAAAGAACCUUAAUUGAGCUAUAUUAUGGGGUUUAUUGUCUUACACACACAUUUAAAUAUAUUCUAAAUGCAGGGCUUAUUCAUAUUUUACUUCCUAAUCUUUUUGUUGUACAGAAAUCCAGAUUUCUUAUUCUUACAACAUGACUGUUUAUAUGUGAAGCACAUACUGCUUAUUUUUGUUGCUUUUAUUCAUGACAAGAAUUAUCAAUAUAAGAAUGUAUCUUUUUUGCAACCAACUUAAUAAAGAAAUCAAAAGAAA